Molecule: messenger RNA, 5973 nt
Organism: Calypte anna (Anna's hummingbird)
Lineage: Eukaryota; Metazoa; Chordata; Aves; Apodiformes; Trochilidae
Gene: JMJD4
Product: jumonji domain containing 4
Exons: 7
Coding region: 404-1687 (427 amino acids)
Biological process (GO): negative regulation of gene expression; positive regulation of translational termination; protein hydroxylation
Cellular component (GO): cytoplasm; nucleus
Molecular function (GO): histone H4R3 demethylase activity; sequence-specific DNA binding
Source: RefSeq, a predicted model, not a curated record
CCCGGGCUCCAACCUUCCCAGCGCCCAAGUUCCGGGAGCUGCCGGGGGACUCUGGUCCUUUCCGCUUCUCACCUCCCUCCUCACCGAUCUUUCAGGAGGGAAGAAGAAGCUUUUGCUGGUCCAGAGAGUGUGGUUGCCCUGGCAACAAGGUGACAGGAGAGCAGCAUCCUCAGCAUCUGCAGUGAGACACCCAAAUUCACCUGGUGUGAUGCUUCUCCAUGACUUCUUUGCCCUCCAGCAGUUUCUCUUUUCCUGGGACUUUUCAUGGAUUUAGAGACUUCCAUUUUAAAACCUGCAUUUUAUUUUAUUUUUUAUUUUUUUUAUUAUUCUUUUUGCUGUAGAAUAACACCAUAGCUUCAGCCCAACCCUGUCUUGGCUCAGCCAGGAAGGGGACUCAGCCUGCAUGGACAGGGCAACCUUUGCCUGUUCCACUGCCUUUUUCCAUGACUACAGCAGCUCAUCUCAGGGUGCUCUCUGCCUCCCUGGAGGCCACGUUGACUUUAUUGAAAAAGUAGAAUCAUUCACUUAUUCUGACUUUUUCCGGGAUUAUUUGAUUCCCAACCAUCCCUGUAUUUUCUCAGCUAAGUUCACUGAAGAGUGGGGCAGCAGGAGGAACUGGGUGACUUGGGAUGGGAAGCCCAACUUUGAUUAUCUGCUGCAGAAGUUUGGAGAAGCUGUAGUACCUGUUGCCAACUGUGAUGUCAAGGAGUACAACUCCAACCCAAAGGAGCAGCUCCCCUUCAAGGAGUACAUAAAAUACUGGAAGGAAUACAUCAGGAAUGGCCACAGUUCAUCCAGGGGGUGCCUUUACCUGAAGGAUUGGCACCUGAGCAGGGCUUUCCCAGAGCAAGAUGUUUAUACAACCCCUGUGUAUUUCUCAUCUGACUGGCUGAAUGAAUACUGGGAUGCUAUAGCUGUGGAUGACUACAGGUUUGUCUACAUGGGACCCAAAGGUUCAUGGACUCCCUUUCAUGCUGAUGUCUUCCGUUCCUAUAGCUGGUCAGCCAAUGUUUGUGGGAGAAAGAGAUGGCUGCUGUAUCCUGCAGGACAGGAGGAAUACCUGAAGGAUUGCCAUGGCAACUUGCCCUUUGAUGUGACUGCACCAAGUCUUAGGGACAAGAGUGUUUACCCUCGUUACAACCAAAGCCAACCCCCUGUUGAAAUUGUGCAGGAAGCAGGGGAGAUUGUUUUCAUCCCCAGUGGAUGGCAUCAUCAGGUUUACAAUCUGGAGGAUACCAUUUCCAUCAACCACAACUGGGUGAAUGGCUGCAAUGUGGCUACAAUGUGGGGCUUCCUGCAGGAUGAAUUAGCAGCUGUCCAAAGGGAAAUCAAGGAGUGGAAGGACCCUAUAGAUGAUUGGCACCUGCAGUGCCAGUUGAUCAUGAAGUCUUGCACAGGUAUAGACUAUAAGGAGUUCUACAACUUCCUCAAAAUCAUUGCAGAGAACAGGAUUUCUGUCUUGGAAAAUGGCCUGGAUGAUGAAGCUUCAGCAAAGAACACUCCAAAAGCUGCCAUUUCCACCUUGGGCAUGCUCCAUGCAGUGUUUGAUUUAAAGAGGACUGUGAAGGUGUUAACAUCAUUAAGUGCUAAUGAAGAUUUCAAGAAACUAGACCUGACAUCACUUUCUCCACCUCCAGAGGCAUUACUCCACCACUUGAAAGCAGCAAUAGAUACAGCUCUCCUCUAACCUCCCUAUUUAGUCACUUCUUUGUAAAAUGAAACCUUUUGCAAAGUGGGUGUUUGGAGAAGACUGACUCCUCCCUGUUUAAUAGCUGUGACAGUUUGAGAGCCUUAAUAUAGAGGAGGGAGAGAGUACAUUCUUAAGAAGACUGAACACUUUUUAACUUUAAGCAUUGAAGUAUCUGGAGUAACCAGACAGAUUCUCUCAGAUAACAGGAAAACCCAAAUCAUUUUAAUAUUAUUUUGAGCCCUGCUGGUGGUGUGGAUGCAGGGAGGGCAAACAGAAAUUCUCAGUUAGCUCUAUCAGGGCUAAACCAAAUUGCUGCAGUGGCCUGCACAAUAUUCCUGCUGCUUCUUCAGAGCACUGCAGAGCAAACCUGCACUGCAGGCUUCAGCAGUUGAGCUUUGUCUGGUUCCACCUCUUUUUCCACCUCUGCUUUGAGAGCUGGCUUGCUUCCAGCUACAGCUCAGCUCUUUUUUUAAAUAUUAGAGGAUCCUAGUUGUGUUGGUUUUGUUGUUUUGGUUUUUUUUAUUUUAUUUUAUUUCCCCUGAAGGCUGAGCAGGCUCAGCAGCUGAAGCAUAAGCUGUGGAAGAGCUGAGUGUCCUAUUUUCCUGUACAGUGGCAUCUCUCUAAAGCAGAAAAUCUCCAGCUGACCCAUCCUUCAGGGCCUGCAGGAUUAAAUUUAACAUAUCAGGGAGCUGGGCUCUUGCUGGGGAAUCUGCCACUAAAGAUUUAAGCUCAAAAGGAGGAACCUGAAUGUGCUCUCCCAUCUCUACACACUAUUUUAAGGCACAGUAUUUUCUCCAAGCAGAGAUUUGAUUCAUCAGGGAAGGGAGCAAAUAGCCUCAUGUUCUCUCCUCUCAAAAAGCCAUGCUGUUAACACACCAAAUAGCACUGCUGCAUGGUUACAGAGCACAACUUGCAACCUGAAUGCUACCCACAGGCUAAAAGAGCAUUUCUAGUGAAGCAUCUCCCUUGCUUUAACUGGAAAAGGAAGCCUAGAAGCACAAAUGGCUGCACACUGUUAACUUAGUUGCCCCUUUAGGGCUUCACUUGAAUUAUAGCUCAAGAACUUGCUCAGUUUUCAGCCAGAUAAGAGCAACUAGGAACCCUGUGUUUAGAAAGUGCAAUAGUAGAACUCUCCAGUAGGCUGAAAAAAAAAAAUAUCUUACUGUUUUCUAGAUAAUCCUGUGGAGUUUGUAUGUGCAUGCAUUUUGCAUGUUCUAUUUUCUAGCAGAUUUCUGCAUUUUGAGUGGGAAGUGGUACCCAAAACUAAGAUCAAUACCCAGAGCAUGGAAGAAUGGAGAAAACAGGCUUUUAUUUCUUUAUUUUAAUAUUAUUUUUUUUUUUUGGUAACAGCUGUGACUACCUCUCAGUGAUUCAACCUUCUGGCAGAGAGUUUCUUUGGCCUGGAAAACUGCCAGUUUGAAGGAGCUCUGAAAUAAAAAGUUCACAGCUGUUACUCCUGGCUGUUUACAUUCAGCAGGAGAGGCAAACUGGAGCUUUCCUCCUUCCAUGAAUUAAAGGGAGGUUUCAGAGAGGUGAGGAACAAUGCUUUAAAGCUGACAAUCAAUCAAUGGACUUUGGAGGCAAACAUUUUCCUCUUGUAUUCCCCAGGCUCACUGCAUGCUGUGUAACUGCACCAACCCCUUGAAACACUGCAGUUUUAUAAAAGGUUUGUUUAGCUCAAGAGUGCUUUUUCAUUCCAUGGCCCUGGAAGCUGGAACUGCCUUGGCUGGGCUGUGUGAAAACAGCAAAACUAGAAAUCUGGGUUUUAACACUGAGAAACCCAGGAUCUCAACAGUUUGUCCAGCAGAAAACACCCUCAUUUGGAUGGAUCCCAUCAGUUUGCUGAGAGGAAAUAAAAUCCAGGCAUCAUUUCUGCAGGUAAUUCCCUGUGAAAAACAGGUAAGGAAAAAGAGAGGAGAUGGUAGGGUGGCUAAGGAGGUGUUCAGGUAAAGGAAGGUGGGACUUAUUAUUAUUAUUAAUUAUUAUUAUUGAUUAUUCUUCCUUCACCUGUGCUCUCUCUGCCCCACAACAUCCUCAGUUCUGGAAGAUUCAGGCCUCUUAAGGUUUGAGUGUGAUCACAAAAAGCAGUAGUUUAAUUGCAGGGAAGUGUCUUAAAGUUCAAGCCAUGUUCUCCUUAGUGAUGUGGCAGGGAGCAGAAGCACAAAACUCAGUUUUACUGAUUCUGUGUCUUGCAAUUGCAUUGGGAAAUUCAUUUGUAGUUCCAGUUCUUCUUUCCCACCAGUGCUCAAGAUGGUAAGGGAGCCAUAUAGAACUUUCUGUAGACUUUCUGUAGAAUUAGUCCCUCAGGGGUCGGUACUGGGCCCGGUGUUGUUCAAUAUCUUCAUCAACGACUUGGAUGAGGGUAUAGAAUGUACCCUCAGCAAGUUUGCUGAUGACACUAAGCUGGGAGGAGUGGCUGACACACCAGAAGGCUGUGCUACCAUUCAGAGAGACUUAGACAGGCUGGAGAGUUGGGCAGGGAGAAACAUGAUGAAAUUCAACAAGGGGAACUGUAGAGUCUUGCAUUUGGGGAAGAACAACAAGAUGUCCCAGUAUAGGUUGGGGGCUGACCUGCUGGAGAGCAGUGUAGGUGAAAGAGACCUGGGGGUCCUGGUAGACAAGAGGAUGACCAUGAGCCAGCAAUGUGCCCUUGUGGCCAAGAAGGCCAAUGGCACCCUGGGGUGCAUUAGAAAGGGUGUGGUUAGUAGGUCAAGAGAGGUUCUCCUCCCCCUCUAUUCUGCAUUGGUGAGGCCGCACCUGGAGUAUUGUGUCCAGUUCUGGGCCCCUCAGUUCAAGAAGGACAGGGAAGUGCUUGAAAGAGUCCAGCGCAGAGCUACUAAGAUGAUGAAGGGAGUGGAACAUCUCCCUUAUGAGGAAAGGCUGAGGGAGCUGGGUCUCUUUAGUUUGGAGAAAAGGAGACUGAGGGGUGACCUCAUCAAUGUUUUCAAAUAUGUAAGGGGUGAGUGUCAGGAGAUGGAGUUAGGCUCUUCUCAGUGGUGACCAGUCAUAGGACAAGGGGUAAUGGGUGUAAAUUGGAGCAUAGGAGGUUCAAGUUGAAUAUCUGGGAAAAUUUUUUUCCUGUAAGGGUGACAGAGCCCUGGAACAGGCUGCCCAGGGGGGUCGUGGAGUCUCCUUCACUGGAGACAUUCAAAACCCGCCUGGACACGUUCCUAUGCGAAGUGCUCUAGGUGGCCCUGCUCUGGCAGGGGGGGUUGGACUAGAUGAUCUUUCGAGGUCCCUUCCAACCCCAAGGAUUCUAUGAUUCUAUGAUUAAAUUCUCCAAUGACUGAAGACAGCAUUGAUAUUAGAAUAAGAAGUGUGCAGGCCUGGAAUCUCUUAAAAAUGGAACAGCUUUAUUUAAAUACAAAGUUACUGUGAAACAUACAUUAGGAUACUCUCAUACCAAUAUAUUAAUUGUUGUAAUCAAUGUACUAUUUAUUAAAGCAUAAUACUUGUGAUAAACAGGAGGAAACACAGGCUGUAGAGUUUUGUUUUCUUAAAGUCACAGACCUGGACAAUUUCAAAUCAAGCUGUAAAGUAAAAAAUAUUAAAUUCCCCCCCAAAAAAUAGGUUAAAAUACAGUUUAAAAGAGCUCUUGCUCUCAUAUGCAAUUCAGACAUCAGUGUUUUAUCUGAUCCAGGAACAGGACCCUAAGUAUCCCUUUGCCUUUUAUGAAGGCAGCAUAAAACCCAGCCCAGUUUUCAUCUGAUUUGUAACCCACUGGGGUCAGUGGGCAGUCUGUCAGCACAAAGCAGUGCACUUAGGAAAAAAAAAUCAGUGUUUUUACAGGUCUGUCAGUGCAGAAACUCAGGUGGUUUUGUGUUUUCUCUUAGCAGGGUUUGAGGUUUCUCAGCCCAGGACAAGGCAUGUCCUUCCUAUCAGGCACCCAUGAACCCCUGCAGAAUCACCAAGCAGCACUAACAUGGUUCAAGGUGCAAGUGUGAUUUCCCUGAGACUUCAACAGGAGUCUGCAAAGUAUAAAUAUCCACUUGUAAGGAUCAUAAAACAAAGGAUUUAGUUAAUAGCAGCUUUAAAAUGCAAUGGAGAGGUACUGAGUUUAGCAUAGGUAGGAAGAGGAGUGGAAAAAAUAAAACCAAAACCUUCCUCUUUAGGGACAGAGGAAAAGCCACCUCAUUCCUGGAACAGGUUGCUCAGGAACAUGGGGGUGGCCUCUCCUCUGCCACAUUUCUGCCAACCAGAAAUGGUCCCACCAAAACAGUUCUUGUGGUUUCAUUUGAUGGCUUUCUAUUAAAAAUAAAAUAAAAUAAAACCAAAAUUAAAAA